Molecule: messenger RNA, 2487 nt
Organism: Funneliformis geosporum
Lineage: Eukaryota; Fungi; Glomeromycota; Glomeromycetes; Glomerales; Glomeraceae
Source: the annotation of a GenBank genome assembly
AUGGACAUUCGUAAAUAUUUCUCUGCACCAAAAAAACGAAAGUCCUUUGAAGCAAGUAUUUCUAAUGAUGAUUAUUUACCAGAGGUAGAACCAAUAUCUCCUCUGCCUACUAAGAAAACGAAGCGUGAACAAAAGAACGUUGAAAAAAAAUCUCCUAGCAAACGUGCUAUUAGAUCACCAGCAAGUACUUCUGAUGAUAUUGACUAUUUACCAGAGGAAGAACCAAUAUCUCCUCUGCCUACUAAGAAAACGAAGCGUGAACAAAAGAACGUUAAAGAGAAAUCUCCUAGCAAACGUGUUAUUAAAUCAUCAGCAAGUAUUUCCGAUGAUGAUGAUUAUUUACCAGAGGAAGAACCAAUAUCUCCUCUGCCUACUAAGAAAACGAAGCGUGAACAAAAGAACGUUGAAGAAAAAUCUCCUAGCAAACGUGCUAUUAAAUCAUCAGCAAGUAUUUCUGAUGAUGAUGACUAUUUACCAGAGGAAGAACCAAUAUCUCCUCUGCCUACUAAGAAAACGAAGCGUGAACAAAAGAACGUUGAAGAGAAAUCUCCUAGUAAACGUGUUAUUAAAUCACCACGAUCGAAUAAAACAGGUCCAAUGGCUUCUGAAUCCAAAGAAACACCUCAAGGCGAAGAUAUGUGCUUCUUUGGUAAAACCUUUGUUUUUACCGGUGAUUUAAAUACUUUGGACCGUGAAGAAGCUCAAGAUAUUGUGAAACGUAAUGGAGGUCGAGUUACUUUACAGCCUAGUUCGAGAACUUCAUAUGUUGUUGUUGGACAAGAUCCAGGACCCAAAAAAAUGGAAAAAGUUGGACAAUUCAAAAUCCCUACUUUGAAUGAGGAACAAUUCCUAGAAUUGGUUAGAACAUCUCCAAAGAAGGCUGAUUCUAAUGUUAGUAUAAAGAAAUCUUCAAAAUCAAAGGGCCCUAUUACGAAAAUUUCCGAAGCGAUUGCCUCAGUCACUUCAACCGAUUCAAAUGGUACCCAACUGUGGACUGAAAAAUAUCGACCAAAAUCUCUCAGAGAUUUUUGCGGUAAUCAAAAUCUCGUAAAAGAUAUGGCAAGAUGGCUCAGCGAUUGGAAUGAGAAAGGUUUCAAGUUUAAGAACAAAGAGUGGAUGCCUGCAUUGUUAAUUUCUGGUCCUCCCGGAAUUGGCAAGACAUCCUCUGUUCAUCUUGUUGCAGGUCUUGAAGGGUACGAAGUGAUUGAACUUAACGCUAGCGAUACUCGAAGCAAAAAGACAUUGGAGGCCGCUAUCAAAGUGGCGACAAAGAAUACAUCAAUUACUGGUUUCUUUAACCCAGUCAACGAAAAGACUUCAGGCAAGGCAAGUGUAAAAGAGGUACAGAAAAAGAGAACACUUAUCUUAAUGGACGAACUUGAUGGAAUGUCUUCUGGUGAUAGAGGUGGUAUCGCUGAACUUAUCCAAUUGAUCAAAAAAACAAGGAUACCGAUUGUUAGUAUAUGCAAUGACAUCAACUCUCAAAAAUUCAAGUCGUUAAAAUCCUAUUGUCAUGAGGCGAGAUUUGCCAAACCUCGCGUUGAACAAGUCAGAUCAAGAAUCAUGACAAUUGCAACAAGAGAAAAUUUACAAAUUCGACCAACUGAUGUUGAUGAACUCAUUAGAGGAUCAAACUCUGACAUUCGUCAAAUUUUGAACAUGAUAUCUACAUGGAAAAUUAACCACGAUUCUAUUGACUAUGAUGAUAUAAAGGCUUUGAACAAAACUAACGAGAGACAUCUUAGAAAGAAUGUCUUUGAAAUUUCUAAAGAUUUUUUGAGCAACGACAUCUGGAAAUCUCGUAAAAACACUUUCAAUGAUAAAAUGAAACUAUAUUUUCAAGAGCACGAUCUAAUUCCUUUAAUGAUCUUUGAAAAUUAUAUAAAAAUGAAACCUCAUACAAUUACAAAGUUCAUCAAAAAAUUUGAUAACGAAGAUAUCAAACCGGAUGUUUUAGAAAAGCUUGCCUCUUUGGAGGCCUUUGCAAAAGCAGCUGAUUCAAUGUCCUAUGGCGAUAUGGUUGAUAAAAGGAUUCGUGGACCGCGACAAGAAUGGAAUCUUAUGCCAAUGCAUGGAUUCUUUUCUACCAUUGCACCCGCAUCUUAUGUUCAUGGCUUUAAUAAAGGGGGUCAAUUUGGACAAUAUAAAUUUCCAAGCUGGUUAGGACAAAAUUCUAAAGCUCAAAAGAUUCAGCGUCAGUUGAAAGAAAUUCAAAGUCACGUACGAACCAAAGUUUCUGCUGAUAAAGGUGAAAUUCGUGAAAGCUAUAUUCCUACACUUAGAAAGGCUCUUAUUAAGCCUUUGGUCGACAAAAAAGCAGAUGGUAUGAGCGAUGUCAUUAAUAUUAUGGAUCAAUAUAUGAUUACCAAAGAGCAAUUCGACACCAUCAUGGAAUUUAAAGAUGAGCAAACACGCUAUAAUGCUACUGAAAUUGCCAGUACUACAAAGUCCUCAUUUACAAGAAAGCAAGUAUUAAUAUUUAUUUAA